Molecule: messenger RNA, 1101 nt
Organism: Tuber aestivum (summer truffle)
Lineage: Eukaryota; Fungi; Ascomycota; Pezizomycetes; Pezizales; Tuberaceae
Source: the annotation of a GenBank genome assembly
ACUCCACAGGUGCUAAUCAUCGCCUUGAUCGUCGCGGGCAAAAAAUACCUGAGCUGAUAAGAGGAGGAGGAAAGAGAAGAGGAAUAAACAUUUUGAAAGCGAUGGAUCAAGGAGAUGGCGUUAAUCGUAUACAAUACACUUAGAAACUCGCAGGCGUUAUGCAAGUCUUAUGCAAGUAUAUCAUCCCCCCGGUUGCAAUAAUCGGUGGCGUAUCCACCUGUGUCAUACCAUCCAUCCUCCCUCGCCCUCUUCUCUCGUCUACGGUAAUCCUUGGAUCCCUCCAUAGACAAGCCAUCACAGUCAAGGCGAACCCCUCCUUCACUCGUCCACUCUCAUUCGAAAGCAAUCGGACCAUGCAUCCCCUCGCACGAAGGUGGAACCCGCCAAGUCACCACAACUUACGAUACCGUACGGUAGUACCAGGUACUCGAGUACGGUCCCGUACAGUACCGGUAAGUCUAGAACGAAUUCUCUGUACUUCCAUCCUCAUGGGGCUCAAAAUAACGUGCGCUAGAGGUACAAGUCUGAGCGCUGCUGCGCAUGUAUUGUACUGCACGGUACUGCGCUGCACUGUACCUUAGGCCCGACUCCGCAGGAGUCAUACGCAGCCUUAGAGUGCUGAUCUACCGGCACCCUCGAUUGCAUGGAGUGUCGUUUGGGGGCAUUAUGUCCGAAGACUCUUCAGAGCCAGAAUAUAUCGUGUCAUGCAGGGUAAAUUGUUUUCUACCGUACUAGUGCUCCUGGAGCCAGAAUGAAUACGAGUGCGAAAUUCCCACUUUCCUCAGGAAGUUUCUUUUCUGCUCUGUUCUGACUGUUAUGUUGUGGUGGUUGGCGUUGUGCGAUGGAUCGGGGGUGGAGGGGUGGAGCUGAAACGAUGGAAUCGUUUCUGCGGAGUUAUCGGUACUGCACCGGUACAUUACCGUAUGAUAGAAGCACAUGGGUCGCACGGCGCUGAAUACAAACCGAAAAAAAAACUAAAACUAGAACUUGUGCCUCUGGUCUUGGCUAUUUUGGUUCCUCGUGUAAGAGAUAGAUAGGCCAUACCUAGGUUUUCGCAAACUUGGAUCGAGCGACCGAUAGCCUGCAGCUUUCCAACGACCC